AUAAGCAAGAUGGCUGGUCAUACAGCAGGCGAACCGCUGGAAUGUUAUAGUAUUCCCAUAGUGCUAGAGAAAGAACCAGACAUAGAUAUACAAGGUAAUCCAGUAUAUGAACCAGAUGGAAAACAGCGCUACAGGUGUGGUUUCCGCAUUGGAGGAGGUAUUGAUCAAGACCCUUCCCAGAGCCCCCAGGGAUAUCCAGACAAGGGUAUCUAUGUGACCUAUCAUGAAGGGAGCCCAGCAGCAAGGUGUGGGCUUCAGCUCCAUGACAAAAUCUUACAGCUGAAUGGCAAGGAUUUCACAGUUGUGACUCACAAGCAAGCAGUAGAGAAUAUCCGCAAGAAGCCAGUGUUAAAAAUGCUAGUGUACCGCAAGGGAAUGCCACAGCUGCAGAAGGGGCCUGGCCACCUACAGACACAGUUCCAGGCAUAUGCCCCACAGCACUACCAGCAGCCCCAGUAUCAGCAGCAGUACUGAUGGGUCAUUAGCUGAUCAAUAGCAGGUAGAGGAAUGUACUGCCACAUGGGAAUGCAAUUCACUUAAAUUGGCCAUUGACUGUUGAGGAUGAAAACUGCAUAAGAUUACAAUCUGUCCUUUCGCCUAGGUCUUUAGUUGGUGUGAUUUGAGUGAGGUUUCUGAAGCAUUUUACCAUCAGAUUUCAUGGAAAGGGAGUCAUGAAAAGAAGACUCAAGUCUUAUUACUGUUUACUUUAGGAUAGUUAUAUAGGAUUGCAUAUAAACAUCUGUUAAGAGACCAGUAUAGUAAGAAUACAGUAGAAACUGAUGCUGAUUAAAAGUGGGGCCUGUACAGGGAAGUUUCUGCAUUGAAGCAGUCUUACCUCGUAUUUUUUGUACAUCAGGCAUCAUAGGAGCUUAGGGUUUACUCCCAGAAACGAUUCUGGACAUUAACUUGCAUAGAUAUAUGUUGAGUGCAUUUUUCAGCAGAUGCUCACUUAGACACAUAAAUACAAAUGAGAGAAAAAUAUGCUUGAUGAAAUAGAGGCAGUGUGAUUUAUCAUUUCCUAUAAGGGGCAUUUCUUGCGUUUGGCUAUUUUUGUGCUUUUUACCCCCUCAGAAUUUAACUUCUUUUUUCUGUUUCAUUUUUUCCUUCCUUUUAGUUUGUGAAGAUGAAAAUAUGAGGAGAGGCCAAGUUAGCCAUUCUGUUUUUUACUUGUUUCAUUUUGCCCCUAUUUUUUCACUUGGGAUGACCUCAUUUCUUAACCUACCGAUAGUUCUUGCUUGGAGCAUUCCACACACUUCUGCGUAAAUUGAUUUUAUCUAUGUAACGCAGUUUUUACAUAAAAUGUUACAUACAUUUGCUUCUAUCUAUCCACUUCACUUACACUAUACAUUAAAGACAUUUUUAAACACCUUUGAUCAAGUCAUAAAAUGUGGUAAAAUGCAGACAUUUAUACUGCUGUAAUCAACAGAUUUGUUAAAUGAAAUUAUCUGCUUUGCACACAGAAUUUUUAUAAUAUUUCGAAUGCAUAUUUCUUUCAGAAUUUUUGCAUAUAGUCAAAUUUUCAUAAUCCAAAUUUAUGCGAAGGGAGAACUGUCUUACAUUGACCUGUUGGCUGUUCAAAAUUCUUUUGAGUUCGCUACUAUCAGUAUCAGGAUACUGUGUAGCUGUACUGACAAAACUUCAGUUUGCACAGAAUACAGACAAGCACACUGGCUCUUACAAACAAGACAUCCAAGCUUUUCAAAACCCCUCUCCUGUGCAUGUUUUUAUGGUGUAUUUUCAUGGUUCUUGAGUACACAAUUUCUCAAAUUUGGUACCAGGGAAAAAUUUUCCUCUGAAUGUAGUUUGAUGGAACUUUUAUCAUAGAUGCCCUUGUAAAAGUGAUAAAAAAAAUGAUGAGUAAAAGUUAUUUACAAUAUCAUCAAAUUCUUUUAAAAAGUAUUAGUCAUUUAAGCUCUGUGUAUGUAAACUGUAGCUAUUACAUAAAAAGAGAAAAAUUGUGGUGAGAAUUUAACAUUGGUACCUAAGUCUUUCAGAUAUCAUCUGUGUGUUUUUCAAAUAGAUAUAUUACUUGUAAUGAACCCCAUUGUAGACCUCUCCUUGUUCUGUACCACCCAUCUUCAGCUUGGUGUCAGGACAAAGUAUCUUAAUCUUAGCAGUCAUUUAUUAGCCUACUACUGGUCUCACAUUCCAGGCUUUUGCAUCUUCACAGAGCAGUAGGUGUACGGAUGGAAAAAAAUCAAACUUUCCUCAUCACCCUUUGUGAAGCAAUGCUGCUUGAUUUUCAGCGACUGGUGCUUUGACAUAGGUACCAGUUCUGUCGGUCUUUCCUCGCCAAAAGUAACUACAAGCUUCAGUGUGUUAUGUGCCUUUUAUCAUUCUGAAAUGCUGAAGUGAGAGGUUUUGAGUGAUUUUUUUUUUUUUUGGUGGGGGAACAGUUGGCAAAUAGUAUAUUUACUAAAAUAGUAUUAAUUCAGCUAAUAAUAAACAUUGGUGUAGUUUGUUGUGGCACACUGACAUAUCUUGAGAUAAAAAACCAGAAUAGCUUAAACAGGUCUUUGUUUUGAUGUGAAACAAAGCAUCUUUUAUGUUGUACUUUUAUUAAAAAAGAGCUAUUUAGGCAAAAUUUAAAAGCUGCAAGAGUUUUAACUUGCUGGGUAUAGUGACUGUCAAUUCUUCUAACAAUUCAUGUUGACACUAUGUGUUUGCCAAUGUGAGCAAUGGAGGUGCUCUUUGUGCAUGGAUGAUGCGAUUUUUUGUAAGUGCAUCCUAUUUUGUCAGUGCUUUUUCUUCUUCUAGUCAAGACCCCAUAACCUGAUGUAGGGCUAUUUAUUGAAAUGCUUUUAGUUUGUUACAGGGUUUCGUUCUCUUCUUUGAUUUUUUUAAAACUUAAGUAAGAGGGCUUCUUCUUUUGUCUUAACAAGUUAACUUUUUCUACCAUUUGUUUUUAAAUAAACACUCUCAAUCCUCCUUUUCUGUGUACACAGACUUCCCGUAAUACAUGUCAAAUUUAAGCAACAGGGUUUUCCCAAAAAAUGUGAUUUUCUUAUUGGGAACAUGGAAAAUGUACAGUUUUUCUUUUGGUAUUAAUCUUUUGCAGAUGGUGCUAGAAUUUUAGGGAGAAACUGAAGACUCAAAAAUUUGUAUUUGUUACUUUAUGAUAAUCAGAAUCUCAUUUAACAUUGAUGAAAAACAAUUUUCACUUGUUUUAUUUUUUAUUUUCUUAUUGUAGUUUUCUACAAUGAAUAUUUUCAUGUUUUCUUCAGUUUUUCCCCUGUAAUUAGGAUAAGUGAUCUUACCAGAAUUUACUUGCCCAUUUACUUUAUUAAAAACAAUUUGCCUUUUUUUUUUUUUUUGGUUAAGAGUACAUACUGGUUGUCUAGUUGUCUUUCGUUUUCUGCAAAGAUGAUUAGGUUAUGGUUGUGAUGUGCUGAAAUUGCAGAAAGUUCCCAGGAGGUGACUUGUCAAAAACUCUUUACUGUUCACUUGAGUAUGUAAAAUUGAAAACCAUUGCAAAUGAACAAGAAAUUGUGAAGCACAACCUAUUUUGUGCUCACGUGAUUGUGAAAAGUUAAAUAGUAUCAUGUGCUGUUAGUCAAAAGUUUUAAACAAGCUGAUUCUAAAAAGAAUUUCUUAGCUGGUUAGCCAGCAGGGUUGACCCUUGGUGAAAUAUUGUGACAUUUUUUUGUUUUUUGUAAAGAGUAUGAUAGGUGAUUAAAUAUUUUUCUGUCAGGUAGUGAGUGAAAUGACUUGACAAGUUUUGUGACCUGUAACUGGUCUGGUGUGUUGGCAGUUAUUCUGAGCCCAUGUUCCAUGUGAUUGUCUUUUGAUUCACAUCUUUGUCUCCACCCCCUCCAUUGGUCAGUUGCAUGUUUUAGAGAUCAUGGAGCAUACCAUUGCAGAAACACUUUUAACGAAAAUGCUUCACGGGCAAAAGGACCUCAUUUUUUUGUGAAAGUCAGCUUAGGCCUACAUUCCUUCUGAUCAUCUUCAUUUUUCAAAGUCCUAAUUGAUUUUUUUCUUUGUAAUGAUGUUUCAGUGUAUGUCGCAUAUGACUGGUGUUUAUGCUUGUUUUUCAACCUGUCACAAUGAGUAGCAGAUUUAUUACUGUAUAUAUCUCUAUGUAUUAUAUAUACACUUUUUUCCCUAGCAUUCCUUGCAAGAACAACAAAAGGAAGAGAAUGAUAGCAAUGGGAGAUAACUGAUGUUUAGAAUUUAGGCUUUCAGUCAAAUGAGGAUAUAGCAUAAAUAUUUUUGCAACUCUAAGGCAACGUUCUUUAGAUAAUUUUCCCCAGGUAAGAAAGCCAUUUUGUUAAAAAAAAAAUACACUUACAGAUAUGUGGAUGUAGGCAAGAAGGCUAUCAGAAGGGCUUUAAAUUCAUAAUCGAAGACAUUUUCACACCUUUAAAUUUAAACAAGGAGGCUGGUGUUUUGUACAUGUUUUGCUAUAAUAAAGCCUUUGCAGCAUGCAUCUUUUGUAGUCAUGUGAAAAUGCUUUGAUUUCUGCACAUCAUACGUUUUUUACUUUUUUAUUACUUUUUUUACGUCAGUAAUAUAUUUUUGCAUCUCAUGUAUUUUAUUGACACUCAGUCUACCACUAUAAAAGAUCAUCUUAUUUUUAACUUUUCCUCAGAAUUGUUAAAAGCAACAUUGCUUCACAGGUUGCAUCCAGUUUCUUUAACAACUUCAUUUCAAGAGAGCCAUAUCUUUGAGUAAUUAUUGGUAGGACACUUGAAGGACUUACUGCUGUUGACAAUAAAGGGCAGAAUCUGACUUCUGCAGACCUAAUCCAUUUUCUGGCUAGCUAUGUGCAGGAUCAGAUAUUGUAUGAUUUAGAGACUGAAAGCUUGGACUUUUUCUUCUUGCCUAUGUUAGAUUUAAUUAUUUGUUGAUUUAUUCAAUAACUUUAAGGUUACUUUGUUGCAUUCUUGUUUAUUCAUUUGUUUAUUUAUUCAUUCUUAACUGUGAAACAUAGUACAGUAUUCUUGUUCAUGAAAAAUACUUAAUGCAUAAUUAGGUUAAAGGAGUGUUCUGUGAGUUCAGUGCUGCUUGGUACCUUUGCUAAAUUUCAACGUCACAUAAUUAUUUAUGAGUGUUUAAACAAAGUCAUUUUAACAGUUCAUUUCACAAGGUCAUUUUAACAUUGUAUAUUGUGUAUCCAUCUAGCCUUUGUAACAGCAAACUGUCGGAGACAUUAGAAACACUUUUGGAUGAAACACUCAUUGACCUUGAUUUUCUGCUCUGGAAUGAUCUCUUUACAUGAGCCACAUUGAGCACUCUUUGAUGAAAAAUUUGUUAUCAGUUUUCUGGUCUUUUAUUUCUAGAACUUUCUUUUGUUAGACAUUACUACUUUUGGGGAAUACCAGUUGCACACUUUAGGCUUGAGCUUCUGUCAUGGAUUUUUAUAGCGACUUUCAUGAAGAAUGUCCUGUUCAGUAGAGGUUUCAAAAAUAGUUAUUUGAAUCCUCUACUUUUCCUGAUUAAUGUAUUUCCGUUUGAUGCUAGAUUAAGAGCAAGGAGAAGAUGCUGUCAAUGUAUAUAGUUAAGUAAUAUUUACAUGCAGACCAGAACAGCUCAUGGUUAUGUACUGUUUACUAUCAACUGUCAUGGCCAUCGUAUAUUUUUGACACAGUGACUAUUUUGAAUGUGCAGGCACAAAUUGUGUAAUUUUUUUGUGUGCUUAAUUUCGUUGUAUUUUUUUUUCAUAGAUGAUCCAUACCGAUGGUUUUGUAAUUUGAGGUGAGCUGUAUGAACAACAACAACAAAAAUAUAUAAACUGGUUUACACAACAUCAGGGAAAGUUUUUUUUUUUUUUUUUUUAAGGCUGGGUUUUAGUGCGGUAUUGAGUGAACAACGAGCAAAGAUCUUUCAAAACUAGCCACAGGAGUGAGAGGUAUUUGAAAAUCUAGUUUCUGCCUUCAGGUGUCUCAGCGUAUUUUGAAAGGAAAGGAGGUCUGGUUUUACUUCUGGUUACUGUCAAAAUCAGGCUGUGGAUAUACCAGAGCUAAUACUUUUCCAUGUUCAAAAGAGUGCUGGCUGUGAUGACUUGUAUAUGUGGCCAGCCUACUUUGUGCUGGUAGGGUUGUGUGACAGUUCACAACUACUUUGUACAUAUCUGUACAUUGCGGACUGUUUGGUGUUUUACCUCCUUUUGUUUUGAUUAGUUUUCAUUUUUUUCUUAUUCUCAUUUCAGCAUAAUCUAUGUGCAUAGUCUCUCAGUGACUGAUCAAUGUCAUUUUGCUCUGAUGCAGGUCCUGCUUCACCUGCUGCUGACAUCGUGCCAUUCUUGUUUAUUCCCCAAACCUUCUCCCUCUGCUGUGUUCUACCUUUCUUCUAAUUGUAAACCUUUUCUCAGCAAGCUCCUCCUUGUCCUUUUUUUAGAAUUUCUUUCCACAGCAUUUUAGGUUAUGGACUUUUGAGAAAGGCUUGAGUAAACUGGUAGUGGAACUCAUUUGACAAAACCCAAUUGUUGUGAAUGAACUGGUACAACAUUUUCGCAAAGCGGCCAGUGGUUACAGUUAAAUGGUUUCUUUAGUGAAGAUCUGGAUGGCAUGGCAGUCUACAAAUAACUGAGCUGUUAUAACUUUCUCAGCUUGCCUGAAUAAUGGAGCCGUAAUGCUUACCAUGGCUCAUUUCCUAUGAAAUUGUUAUGACUUCAUUUUUACAGGCCGUUCUGGGGAUUCUUAAUUUUGUCGUACCCUAGCUUAAUAACUAGAGUUUUAGGAGACAAAUCACUAAAGUUGACCUAAUGUAGCUUAAGAAGAAUCACUAACACUGAUAGUAAUAUGGCUAGGAAGUACAGCAAACAAUCUUCUUGCCAUAUAUAUAAUGGAGACAGAUCUUUUUUGAGGAUAAAAUUGUUGGCAUUUCAAGAGGGGGAUUUGCUGUAUGCUUUCUUAUUUGAAUGUACAUAUAUAGAAUUAUUUUUGGAGGUGCACAUGAUAAUUAUUUCAGUUUACUGAUUCAUACUUUCUAGGUUGAUAAGAGUUGUUUUUCCUUUUCUUCAAGAUGAGUGCCACUGAAGUAUUUUCUUGUUUGAUACUCUGCUAGUACCAAGCAGAUUGGUUAUGAGUGCCAAGAACUGAAAGAUGUUAGGGUGUGUGCUGAUCUAUCACAGUGUCUUGAGGCAUUUUCAGUGCAGACCUGGGUUGUAUGGCCAUUCAAAUCUCUUUCCCCCCAAAACAUAAAAGUGCAUAAAUUUCAGAGAGUGAGUGAACCAUGUGUGUACUUUUAUGCAUGGAAAAUGUAUGUGUAUGCAAACUCUGAUGCACAAAACCUGUGAGUGGAGCAGAAAGGAAAAAGAAGAUAUUACAGAAUGUUUUGCUAACUGCAUAGCAGAAUGUUAGCAAAAUGUGCACUGAAGCACACAACAUUAUGGGAGAGUGCAUUUUACAGUAUUCUAAGCCCUUUUAAAUGACAGGGGACCACUAUAUACCUAACAGAAGGACACCUUAGGGUGUACAUAACUACACAGGCAUGCUGCCCUUACUAUGGCUUUGUGCUGCAAGAACAAUGUGCUGUGUAGUGAUGCCCAGUGUGUAUGCACACUGCCAGGCUGGCUAGAUUAUUUGGUUUUGAUGUUGAAUGUUGUUUAUGUAUGAUUGUUGUAUUUUAUUUGUUAAUUCGUUGAAUAUAUAUUAGUUUUUUUAAUAAUCGUUUAAGCCAGUUCUUUUCUAAUAGAGAUUUUAAAAAUUGUUAAUUUCCUUGUGCGAGCGUAAUUAUAUUUUUGGAGAAAAAUAGAUAAAUUAGUUUUAAGGUACAUGGAUAAGUACAUUAAUAUGCUUUGAUGAGUAAAAUGACUUUUUCUGACAAAUUUAUUAUUGGAUGUCAGUUUUGGGGCUUUUGCAGCAUAAUAUGUACCAAGAUGUAGAUUCACAACUGCUUGUGCAUAUUCAAAGCUGAUUCAAUUUGAGCAGGUCAUGUUGUCCUGACCAUUGUAUGCAUUAUGCAUGCCAUUAGCAGUGACCAGUUUGUGUUAAAGACUAUAUGACAAAGGUAACGAAAUAUAGUAGAGUUUAUAGAUCAUCAUGUAAGAUUUUUGUAAGUUGUACAAUGCACAUGGCAUAUGUGCAUAACCUCUGAAGUACAAUUAAUAACAUGCUCAUUGCUGCAGGAUGUUUGUGUCCAAAGCAUAGUAUAUCAGACUUGCUGGAGAGGUUCUGUGGUAAGGUAUUCUCGAUUGUAAAACAGCAAGUCACUGAUUUGAGGCCUGCUUGGGCCUGCUGCCAGAAAACUAUCCUGGUCCACCCAGCAGCUGUCUAGCAGAAAUGGCACCUGCUUUAUCACAGCUAUAACUUCGAUCGUGUUAAAAGCUGCUUACUGGCUAAUUCUGAGGCUCAGGGUUAGCAUUGAAACAGUGGCCUUAAAGCAUAUUGCUGGCAGGUAAACAGAUGCUGCUGAUUAUUAGGCCUCCAGGCUUAAACUUUCUCGUAAAUAUGCUGUCCUUUGGAAUUGGGUCAUAAUAUCGACCAUGCGUCCUAAUUGUAGUGUCUUUUUAUUGUAAUUCAUAAGAGUUGAAAAUUGGUCAUAUGCUGGUGUCUGCAAGUAACAGACUAAUUUCUAAAGUCCUGAACUGCCAGCAACAGCAGUAUGUAUGGAAUGAAAUUUUUUUAAAACAGAAAGAUUGAUUGUUCUGGUUCACUUGAGUGCAUGCAGUUUGCGGGUUGGCAUGGUAAAAGCAUUCAUAUCAUUAGACUUUUUUUUAAGCCAGCUUCAUGUAGUUGCUAUUGUCACUGUCUUCACUUUCUCGGAAUUUAUUACGUUUGUCAAUAACCAUGAAUGUACAUGUGUCUGGCAGUUUCCAGAGAAUGUCAGCUUUCCAAAACCUUAUCUCAGCUUAAAUGACAUUUUCUCAAGGCAGUUACAGAAACUGAGGAUUCAAGGGUGAAUUAGAAAGAUGACUUCCCUGUUAGCUUUUUGUCAGCAUUAUUUUGUACAGAGCUGGAAAUGGCUUGCCAAUCUGAGACAUUUGAAUGACUGGGAUUUGAGCUUGUUAUGUAUGCUGGUGUUGAUCACCACAUUAUAGGUCUUUUCAAAAGACUAAUUUUACUGUAAAUUCCAGUUAAUUUUUUGGGUGGCGCUUUUGAUGACUUAUUCAGAAAAAUGUAGAUUUUUUUCAUUGGUAGGAGACUGGAUGAUCAGAUACAGAGAAACAUUUGACUGUUUGAGCACAGUGUCUUUCAUUUGUGAAAA
Molecule: messenger RNA, 9150 nt
Organism: Pomacea canaliculata
Lineage: Eukaryota; Metazoa; Mollusca; Gastropoda; Architaenioglossa; Ampullariidae
Molecular function (GO): protein binding
Source: RefSeq, a predicted model, not a curated record